This is a messenger RNA of Durusdinium trenchii, 519 nucleotides long. NCBI's taxonomy places the organism in Eukaryota, Dinophyceae, Suessiales, Symbiodiniaceae. The record is from the annotation of a GenBank genome assembly.
AUGAACUCCGAGGAUGGUGUGGAGUUCUUCGGCUUUCGCAAGAUCGAAGCUGGGCGCGAGAGGGGCACUACUCGGGAACAGAGUGUCCUCAAGGAGAAGAAGAUCACAGCUGAUCAGUCCAACUGCUUGGAGGACUUGUUGGAGCAGCUGAAUUGGAGCUUCAAUUGGAAGAAGACGGACGCGAAGUCCAUGGUCGAAGGAGAGAAGCUUCCUGAGUCAGUUCUGAAGCUGCUCACACAGGCCAUCACCAGUGAGACCAAGCUGUCGGGCGAUGCUUUCAAGCUUCUCAAGAAGAUUGGCGACGAUGGCGGCGCAGACUACAAGGGUUUGAAGCUCCUGUACACCGAGAGCCAGACGCAUUUGUCAUCAAGGACUUCAAGGAGUUUCCUGGCGAGAAGGACCCCCCCUCUGACCAAGGAAGCCUUCGAUUUGCGCAUGAAGAAGGUCGCGGCCCAUGCCCAGAAGUUGAACGAGGCCAUCGAAAGCACCAAGGGAAAGAUGAAGGCUUUGACCAACUAG